This is a messenger RNA of Drosophila persimilis, 1381 nucleotides long. RefSeq names its product mitochondrial import inner membrane translocase subunit TIM50-C (gene ttm50). NCBI's taxonomy places the organism in Eukaryota, Metazoa, Arthropoda, Insecta, Diptera, Drosophilidae. The transcript is spliced from 5 exons. The record is from RefSeq and is a predicted model, not a curated record. Gene Ontology annotation, molecular function: phosphoprotein phosphatase activity. Bases 1 to 1173 code for a protein of 390 amino acids.
AUGGCUCCGGGUAGCGUUUUCCAAAUUUUGCGUAUAGCUAAAGGAGCACGACCGCCCGUUCUCACAGCAUUUCAACGCACAUUGGGUAAUCAUCAGAAGACUAGGUCGGCUCUUCCUCGUGCUCUGUGCACGGUGCGAAACUAUAGCAGCACAGCCAGCAAAGAGGAACCUGCUCCAUCUGCUGGCGACGCCGAAAAUGCUUCAUUGCUGUCGAAGCUAUUUCCCCAAACAGCACCUGAGAUGAACAAAACCGAAGAGCAGGAGCGUAAGAAGCGCGAAGAGGAGGAGACCAAGGAGAAUGAGCGCGCCUGGAAACGCAUGAAGCUAGGCUUUGCCGUAUUUGGUGGUGGCGGCAUCGUCGGCGGUUUGUGGGCCCUCUAUGAGUUUGGGAAGCCCGAUGUGGAUCCCAAUGGCCUGACAAUAGAGGAUGAGUUCACACACAAGCCCAUGAUACAGCAGUAUUUCCAACGCAUGUGGAAAUCACUGCACUACUACCAGAAGAUGAUACAAGAGCCGUCGCGUGACAAGCUCUUGCCCGAUCCUCUCCAGCACCCAUAUGUACAGCCAAAGUAUACGCUUGUCCUCGAGAUGAAAGACGUUUUGGUGCAUCCCGAUUGGACAUAUCAGACUGGCUGGCGCUUCAAGAAGCGGCCCGGCGUUGAUCACUUCCUGUCCGAGCUGGCCAAAGAAUUUGAAAUCGUUGUCUUCACAGCCGAACAGGGCAUGACGGUGUUCCCCAUUCUAGACGCCCUCGAUCCGCAUGGCUAUAUCAUGUAUCGUCUAGUGCGCGAUGCCACGCACUUUGUCGAUGGCCAUCAUGUCAAGAAUUUAAACAAUUUGAAUCGUGACCUGCGAAAGGUGAUUGUGGUCGAUUGGGACGACAAUGCCACAAAAAUGCAUCCAGAUAACACAUUCGGCAUCGCUCGCUGGAAUGGGAACGACGAUGAUACGCAGCUCCUCGAUCUGGUGGCCUUUCUAAAGAUUAUUGCCCAAAACGACGUGGAAGAUGUGAGGGAAACCCUGCACUAUUAUCGACAGUUUGAGGAUCCUAUCAAUCAAUUCAGAGAGAAUCAGCGCAAGCUGGCCGAACAAAUGCAGGAGGAGGAACGCAUUGAGAGGGCUAAGGCGAAGCCCAUGGUCAAGCAAUGGACACGCAACCUUCUGGGACGCUAGAACCGCCCCCACCCCCAAAUCAUCCCAGACACCCAGAAAGACAAAUUAAACAUACACAAAACUAAAUCCAAAUGAACCCCAAAAAGCACACAAACCGACCGAAUAGAAUGUCUAGAGAUUUUGGGCUGGGGACAGGGAAAUUGCAAGUAAAAUUGGUCUUAUUUUUGUAAUUGAAUAAAUCAAGCGAAAGUUGUUUUUUUUCAAUGAA